Homarus americanus (American lobster) is the source of this 600-nucleotide messenger RNA. RefSeq lists its product as uncharacterized. The coding region runs from base 1 to 600 and encodes 199 amino acids. The record is from RefSeq and is a predicted model, not a curated record. Lineage: Eukaryota; Metazoa; Arthropoda; Malacostraca; Decapoda; Nephropidae. The transcript has 3 exons.
AUGACGCUCGACUACAGGGUGACCAUGCCACCUUACGGACUGGAGUUUCGACAAUUCUUCAAGCAGUCUGAUUCCGACCUGUUUAAAGCCCUCUCCGAUCUCAUGGACAUAGUACCAAGUACCAGUGUUGGACUACAUCAGGCAACCGAGAAGAACGAGGCUUUUAUGGAUGGACGCCGCUAUCUGAAGCAAAUGAUCGCUGAUCACUUUACAAGGGUGGACGGCAGCACACAACUGUACAUUGGAAGAGAGAGCGUUUUACCGGGUCUUGGAGCGUGGCCCAUACCUCAUGACGCUCCCUACAAACCUCAGUUGGAUAAACUUAUAUUGUACAUCGUUGAGGCUGGACUAUACGAAAAAUGGAUUGCAGACAUGCUGCUCAAAGCCAGGAGAGAACGUCACAGGAAACAGCGAGAAUACCAAGAAAAGCAAGACCAGGAAGUGGCCGCCAAGCAGGAGGGUUACGUCAAGAGAAAUCAGGCGCUGACACUUGUCCAUAUGCAAGGACCCUUCAUAAUCCUCUUCCUGGGCAUAUCUUUGUCUAGUAUCACGAUUAUGGGAGAGUUAAUAAUAAAGAUCAUUCACAUGAAAAUUCAUUAA